Messenger RNA from Paramecium pentaurelia, 406 nucleotides. The record is from the annotation of a GenBank genome assembly. Lineage: Eukaryota; Ciliophora; Oligohymenophorea; Peniculida; Parameciidae.
AAUGGACUACAAGAAAUCACUAUACGAGAGAUUUGGAGGUGAUCAACAAGUGUCUGAAUUAAUUGAUUAAUUCUAUUACAAAGUUUUGUUCGAUAAAUUGUUAAGGGAUAAAUUCUUGAAAGCUGAUAUGAGUCGUGUUAGAUAUCAAUAGAAGAGAUUCUUUUCUUAAAUGAUGGGUGAUAAGAAUACUUAAUACACUGGCAAGUAUUUAUAAUAUUUCAAAUCAUUAGAGAUCUAGUGGAAGUUCAUAAAGGCUUGAAUAUAACAAAUUAACAAUUUGAUAAAUUUAAAGUUCAUCUCAAAAAUAUUGCUCAGGAUAUGGAAGUAAGUGGAGCUGAUUUAGAAGAAUUACUUGAUCAUGUUGAAAAACAUAGAGAUUAAAUAGUAUUUAAUAAAACAACAUGAU